Molecule: messenger RNA, 486 nt
Organism: Drosophila rhopaloa
Lineage: Eukaryota; Metazoa; Arthropoda; Insecta; Diptera; Drosophilidae
Gene: Cyp4d21
Product: probable cytochrome P450 4d21
Exons: 2
Coding region: 1-486 (161 amino acids)
Molecular function (GO): oxidoreductase activity, acting on paired donors, with incorporation or reduction of molecular oxygen; monooxygenase activity; iron ion binding
Source: RefSeq, a predicted model, not a curated record
AUGCCGAAAAAUUCUGGAGCGCACAAAGGCAAACGGCAUCUACCGACCAAUAAAAGGAAAUAUCUGGACUGCGUUAUUAAGGAGACAAUGCGUCUUCACCCACCAGUUCCUAUAAUCGGAAGAUAUAUUCCCAACGACGUGCAGAUUGGGGAGCAAACCAUUCCAGGCAACACGAAUAUUUUUCUGAUGCCCUACUAUGUCCUGCGAGAUCCUGAAUACUUUCCAGAUCCCCAGACUUUCAAGCCCGAACGAUGGAUGGAUGGUGAAAACGCUUUGCUUCCCAACUUUGCAUAUAUUCCAUUUAGUGCAGGUCCCAAGAACUGCAUGGGUCAGAAGUUUGCCAACCUCCAAUUGAAAACUCUGAUUAGUAAGGUCAUACGACACUUCGAAUUACUUACCCUUGGAAAGGAGCUCAAGGCUACAUAUACAUUUAUAUUGAGUUCUUCCUCGGGAAAUAAUGUUGGCCUUAUGCCCAGAUGUUUUUGA